CCACAGUGCGGAACCAAGCGGCCAGCACCUUCAGUGCAUGAUGGCUCUCCCGCGGGCGCCGACGCCGUCACACCGGCCAAGUCAGUCGAUACGCCCUCGACGGCUCUGCAUGGUGCCGGUCUGAGUUUCAUGAGCUCCCUGUUUACCGACCCGGACUGGAGAAGCAGGCACUCAGACCUGCUCCAGUCUCUGACAAGUGCCUCGCAGGCCGCUGCUGCGAGCCCGAGCGUCGGGCCAUGCCCUCUGCCAGCCUCCGGCACCGAGGCCAGGGCAUAUUUUGACAGCUAUAUCCGCGAGGACCAUGCCCAAAAGCCCAUCCUCUCCCGUGCCGAGAUCGAGACCCUAUUCAACCAAAUCUACGACAACUCCAAAAAUGCGCCGCGUCAAGGGCUUCCACGACAAACCCUUUACCGCGCCUGCAUGAUCAUGGCCCUCGGUGCCGUCAAGCCGUUUCGUCACAACGCCUGCAAGCAUCAUCCGUUUGGGUUCUAUUUGACCGCCAUGGAAUACCUGGAUCCCACCUUCCUAUCAAGCAAUCUCUCUGCUAUCCAGAACCUUCUGCUCAUUGUACGAUUUGGGAUUUACUUUCACAUAGGCGCAUCCAUCUGGGAGAUUGUACGGAUGUGUAUGAGAAUGUGCGUGGAGCAGGGACUUCAUAAGAAGUCGCCUCAUGGUGAAUUCUCACCCAUGGAGGAGCAGAUGCGCCGUAGGGUGUUUUGGUGUGUCUACCUGAUGGACCGCUACAGCUCAAGUACCCUGAGUCGGCCUUUCGCCAUUUCCGACCACGACAUCGAUGUGCCCUCGGUUGUCGAUGCGGAUGAUGCCGAAAUCAUUGCCGCCACGCAGAGCCAGCCUGGCAAGCCGCUUGACGAGUUGGAUAUUGGACGGCACAGGCUGCACAACUCGGCGCCCAGCGAAGCAAGUGUGCUUCUGUUGACAGUCCGCCUGCGGCAGAUAUCAUCCGACGUCAACACAAUGUUCUCAAGCCUGCUAAGGCGGAAGGUCUCAGACCCAGACAGCUACAGCGCGCUCACGGCCACUGGCAGAAUCUGCGAGAUCAUGGACGCCAUUGUGUUGAGGCUAGAGGCAUGGCGGAGCACUGCCCCCGUCUUCGAACAUCCGCGCAGUCAGUAUGAGCGUUCAGAGUGGUAUGAUUUGCUCAAGACCCGCGAGAUCUUCAACAUCAUGCGCGGUGCCGUUGAUGCCAGCCCGAAGCGCGACGGCGUGCCCCCUCGGCAUGUGCUUGUGCAGUGCCUGGAGUGGGCCAUGCGUACCAUUGAACUGUACUCUGAUCUGUUUGAAAGGUCCAUCGUGACGAACACGCGGAGCUACUUCCAGCUGAUGAUCAAUGCUGGAUUCUCAAUCCUCUACUUUGCAUCGGUGUCUACGCCGGCCAUGCUCACCCCCGAUGUCGCCGCUCGCUGCCGCGACAUUCUGAGCCGUUGCGGCAAGACUCUGAUGCAGAUGACGGUGGACCUGGCCAACUCGCGGCAUUACGUGGCCGUCUUUGAGGCGCUGCAUCACCACCUAUCACACAAGCUACGGAUCGUGCAGUCGCGGAGGCCGUCGCCUCCCGGCUCGAGAGGCGGCCCAAACGGCGGCCACCUGGCACACGGCCACUUUGCUGCCCCCGCCGACAAUGCGCACGUGCAAUUUCCGAGAGCUGGCGGCUCGGAUCACUCUGCAAACGGCCCGCAGGCCUUCUACGCCUCAGACAAGGAUGGCAAUGAAGUCGUGCCGAGUCUCGGCCACUACCCAAACGUCGAACAGGCGACAGGCUCACAAAAUGGGGCUGGUCCGUAUGGUGGCUUUGUUCCUGGGCUCGACAAUCACCUGGCCUGGACGAACGGGCGCUACCUGCCACUCCAGGAUCAAUAUCAGCAGCAACCGCUUGCGGUGGCACCGCGAGCCGCGGAUGAGGCCGGCGCGGCGUAUCAGCUAGACGAUACGAGCGAGCUGCUCAACUGGGACUUUCUACACGACGAGGUCCUGUGGAACAUGGGCAACUACGUGUAUGGUGGUGCUAACGAGGCAUUUGGGUCAUUCGAUGGGAUCCCCAUGCCCCCUUGACUGGGAGUUUUGGUUGAGCUCGUGCCAAUGUUCAAUAACUGUCUCUUCCUGCUCACCCAUCUCUACGCGUGU
Molecule: messenger RNA, 2142 nt
Organism: Microdochium trichocladiopsis
Lineage: Eukaryota; Fungi; Ascomycota; Sordariomycetes; Xylariales; Microdochiaceae
Product: fungal-specific transcription factor domain-containing protein
Exons: 4
Coding region: 130-2070 (646 amino acids)
Biological process (GO): positive regulation of transcription by RNA polymerase II; DNA-templated transcription
Molecular function (GO): DNA-binding transcription factor activity, RNA polymerase II-specific; zinc ion binding; sequence-specific DNA binding
Source: RefSeq, a predicted model, not a curated record